This is a messenger RNA of Branchiostoma floridae (Florida lancelet), 926 nucleotides long. Its product is annotated as STIP1 homology and U box-containing protein 1-like. Gene Ontology annotation, molecular function: protein-folding chaperone binding; ubiquitin protein ligase activity. Lineage: Eukaryota; Metazoa; Chordata; Leptocardii; Amphioxiformes; Branchiostomatidae. The record is from RefSeq and is a predicted model, not a curated record. Gene Ontology annotation, cellular component: Z disc; cytoplasm. The coding region runs from base 1 to 846 and encodes 281 amino acids. Gene Ontology annotation, biological process: cellular response to misfolded protein; protein quality control for misfolded or incompletely synthesized proteins; protein polyubiquitination. The transcript is spliced from 8 exons.
AUGCCAAAUUGUCCUGAUCCACUAAUUAAGAACCAGUCUGUAGCAACGUACUUCACCAACCGAGCACUGUGCUACCUGAAGCUACAACAAUGGGAGCUGGCCAUCAAGAACCAGUCCGUAGCAACCUACUUCACAAACCGAGCACUGUGCUACCUGAAGCUUCAACAAUGGGAGCUGGCCGCACAGGACUGUCGCCGGGCGCUCGAGCUGGACAACAGAUCGGUCAAGGGUCACUUCUUCCUGGGACAGUGUCUCGUGGAACAGGACUCGCAUGACGAAGCCAUUAAAAGUUUCCAAAGAGCCCAUGAGCUAGCUAAGGAACAGAAGCUAAACUACGGAGAUGACAUAGCCAGUGCCCUGAGAAUGGCCAGAAAAAAGCGGUGGAGUGUCCAGGAAGAGAAGAGAAUAGAGCAGGAGAUCGAGUUACAGUCCUAUCUCAACAAACUACUCAUAGGUGCAAAGGAAAAAGAAGUAGCAGAAGUCAUGGAAGAGGGGAGUGACAACGACAAAUGUCUCGAUGAAAUAAAAAGAAUAGAAGAAACGCACGAUCAUUACAUGGCUGAACUGAACACAUUAUUCUCACAGGUAGAUGAGAGACGAAGGAAGCGGGAAGUUCCUGAUUAUCUGUGUGGUAAAAUUAGCUACGAACUGAUGAGGGAUCCGUGUAUAACUCCCAGCGGUAUCACGUAUGAUCGAAAAGACUUAGAGGAGCACCUUCAGCGGGUCGGCCAUUUUGACCCCGUAACUAGGCAACAGCUGACCAAGGAUCAACUGAUCCCCAACCUAGCCAUGAAGGAGGUCAUCGACCAUUUUGUCAAGGAUAACCAGUGGGUGGACGACUACUAACUUCAACAGCUACAGCAAUCUACAGGAGGGUAGAUAGCUACUAAUUUCAACAGCACAAAUCUAGCAGCUUCCAGAACCAA